AUGUCUAUCAAAACUAUCGCAGUGCUGGAUGAAUCCGAACUGAAGGAUGGUCAAAUGAAAGAGGUUUCUUUCCAGGAAAGCGGAAAGGUGCUACUGUCUCGCUUAGGCGACAAAGUGCACGCAACGAGCGCGUUCUGCACUCACUACGGUGCUCCAUUGGCAAAAGGCGUCUUGACCUCUGACGGACGCGUUGUUUGUCCAUGGCACGGAGGUGACCCCAAUCUCUCUUGCUUUAAUGUCUGCACCGGUGAUAUUGAGGACGCUCCGGCUCCCAUGGCACUCCAUUCAUUCAAGACCGAGAUUAAGGAUGGGAAAAUAUAUGUUACAGCCAAUCCUGAGAGCACUCAGAAGGCCAACAUGUCCCGACAAGCGAAACUUCUUGCUAGCGGGGUAAACAGCACUGGAAAUGGGGUCGUUAUAGUUGGUGGGGGAUCCGGUGGAUUCCACGCGGUUGAGAGCUUGAGAGAACAUGGGUACUCAGGACCUAUCACCAUUUUAUCCAAAGAGACCUAUAGCCCCAUUGAUAGAACUAAAUUGAGCAAGGCCUUGAUCACGGAUCCUGCCAAGAUCGAAUGGAGGACUCCUGCUGAUUUAAAGAUUAAAUAUGGCACAAACAUUCGUCUCGGAGUCGAAGUGACCUCUGUAGAUCUUGCACAGAAGAAAGUCGAGCUUGACGCUGGAAAGGAUUUCAUCUCAUAUGAUAAACUAAUUCUCGCUGCUGGAGGAACACCCAGACGUCUUCCGAUUGAAGGAGCUAAGCUCCAGAAUGUUUUCACGUUCCGAGGAAUUGAUGAUUCCAAGAAGGUUGAUGCUGCCGCGAAGGAAGGAAAGAAAAUGGUUGUCAUCGGUAGCUCGUUUAUCAGCAUGGAAUUGGUUGCUGCUGUUUCCCAACGUAAAUUGGCCUCGAUCGACGUUAUUGGAAUGGAAGAAUUCCCGUUCGAAAACGUGCUUGGCAAGGCUAUCGGUGAAGGGCUGAUGAAGUAUCAUGAAAGCAAGGGGGUGAAAUUCCACAUGUCUACCAAGGUAGACAAAAUAGUGGCAAAAAAGGAUGACCCCAAUGUUGCUGCUGGAGUGAUAGUCAAUGGAACAACUAUCCCAUGCGAUUUUGUCGUUAUGGGAGUGGGCGUAGCGCCGGCAACUGAGUUCCUCAAGGGAAGCGGCAUCGAGAUCGAGAAGGAUGGUGGUAUCAAAGUGGACGAACAUUUGCGAGUGAAAAGUGGACCAGACACCAAAGAUGUUUAUGCCAUCGGUGAUAUUGCCAUCUACCCCCAGCCUAGUGGCGGAGAGGCAAGAAUAGAACAUUGGAAUGUGGCCGGAAACCAUGGAAGAGCCGUUGGUUGCAACAUCUCGGGCAAAGAGCAACCAUUCGUGAAAGUACCUGUAUUCUGGAGCGCCCAGGGCCAGCAACUCCGCUAUUGUGGAUUUGGUGCCAAGUUCGAGGAUGUGAUUGUCAAAGGAGUUCCAUCUGAAAUGAAGUUUAUUGCUUAUUAUGUGAAAGGAGGAAAGAUAGUUGCUGUAGCAAGCAUGCAGAAUGAUCCCGUAGUCUCCAAGGCUUCCGAGCUACUGCGUUUAGGUUUGAUGCCCUCUCCAGAGGAGGUGAAAGCGGGCAAGGACCUGCUUUCCAUUGAUAUAAGUUCAGCCGGCACCAAAUCUAAAGUAACAUCGUAA
Molecule: messenger RNA, 1668 nt
Organism: Psilocybe cubensis
Lineage: Eukaryota; Fungi; Basidiomycota; Agaricomycetes; Agaricales; Agrocybaceae
Exons: 16
Coding region: 1-1668 (555 amino acids)
Cellular component (GO): cytoplasm
Molecular function (GO): 2 iron, 2 sulfur cluster binding; flavin adenine dinucleotide binding; oxidoreductase activity, acting on NAD(P)H
Source: RefSeq, a predicted model, not a curated record